AUCUAUACCGGUGGGCGUUGUCCUGUUGGUGCUCAGAGCAACUGCCCUGUUUUCCUCUCAAUCUUCUCUGAGCAGGACUGCAGAAGAAGAAAGCAGCUACCAUGGCACCUGGGAAGAAGAACAGAGUGUUUGUUAUCGGUGUGGGCAUGACGAAGUUUGACAAGCCUGGAGCCAGAAAGGACUAUGACUACCCUGAUAUGGCCAAAGAAGCAGGUGAAAAAGCUCUAACGGAUGCAGGGGUCCCAUAUUCAGCCAUUGAACAAGCCUGUGUUGGGUAUGUUUAUGGGGACUCCACAUGUGGCCAGAGAGCUAUUUACCACAGCUUGGGUCUGACAGGAAUCCCCAUCAUCAAUGUGAACAACAACUGCUCCACUGGCUCCACUGCUCUCUUCAUGGCUCGACAGCUGAUACAGGGAGGUCUUGCUGACUGUGUGCUUGCCCUUGGUUUUGAGAAGAUGGAGAGAGGCUCCUUGACUUCUAAGUACAUGGAUAGGACCAGUCCAAUGGACAAGCACAUGGAGGUGAUGAUCGACCGCUAUGGGAUGGCGGCAGCACCAGGAGCACCGCAGAUGUUUGGCAAUGCUGGCAGGGAGCAUAUGGAGAAAUAUGGCACAAAACCAGAACACUUUGCUAAGAUUGCCUGGAAAAACCAUAGGCAUUCCACCAAUAACCCGUAUUCCCAAUUCCAGGAUGAGUACAGUUUGGAGCAGGUGAUGAACUCCAGGAAGGUGUUUGACUUUCUUACUCUUCUGCAGUGCUGCCCAACUUCAGAUGGUGCUGGAGCAGCAGUUUUGGCCAGUGAGGUCUUUGUUAGGAAGCACCAUCUUGAAAACCAGGCGGUGGAGAUUGUGGCUCAGGAGAUGGUGACUGACUUUCCUUCCACAUUUAGCGAAAACAGCUGCAUUAAGAUGGUGGGAUAUGACAUGUCUCAGCGAGCAGCUGAAAAGUGCUUCAAGGCUGCCGGUCUGAAGCCAGGUGAUGUUGACGUGGUCGAGCUGCAUGACUGCUUCUCUGCCAAUGAGCUCAUCACUUAUGAGGCUUUGGGCUUGUGUGAAGAGGGUAAAGCAGGAGAACUGGUUGACAGAGGCGACAACACUUAUGGAGGCAAGUUUGUGAUCAACCCCAGCGGUGGUCUCAUUUCUAAAGGACACCCUCUUGGUGCCACAGGUCUGGCCCAGUGUGCUGAGCUGUGCUGGCAGCUGCGAGGACAAGCUGGCAGGAGGCAGGUCCCUGGGGCCAAAGUGGCUCUGCAACACAACAUUGGCCUGGGCGGAGCUGUGGUUGUCACAAUUUACAAGAUGGGUUUCCCACAGGAGUCCAGGCUCAUCAUCGGUUCAGCCGCUAGCAGCUCAGGCAGCAGUGGUCUAGAAGGGUUUAAAGCGUACCCUGUCUUCAAAGAGAUCGAGAACCAUCUACUGCAGGAAGGAGAGAAACUUGUCAAGAAGGUCGGUGGAGUGUUUGCUUUCAACGUGAAGGAUGGCCCUAAUGGAAUAGAGGCGACUUGGGUUGUGGAUGUGAAAAAUGGCAAAGGUUCUGUCACAAAUGAUCCAGGCAAAAAGGCAGACUGCACAUUGUCCAUUGGUGAUGAGGAUCUACUGGAUCUGAUGACGGGAAAGUUGAACCCGCAAACGGCGUUCUUCAAAGGGAAGCUGAAGAUCACUGGGAACAUGGCCAUGGCCAUGAAGCUGCAGAACCUCCAGGUGACAGCAGGCAAAGCCAGGUUGUGAGGCCUUGGAAAUGCUUGUUGUGCAACUCUAAUGUUUAGAACUAGGUUCAUGUUGAAUUCAUCAAAAACUAAAUUUAAGGCUUUGAUUAUGUGCCCAGCUUAGUGUCAAGAGGUGGUCUGCGAAGCUGCUUCAAUAUGUUUUUCCUCCUAUGAAUCAGUGAACAGAGCUGUUCUUUAUGCUUUAUGUCCUAAAAAAUGAUCACAAUGUGGAUUUUACAGCACAAAAGGCCUUAACUGAUCCUGUGUUUAGAAAAGUUUUAAUUUGACUGAAUUAAGCUAUUUGAAGCUGCUUUUGACCCUGAGUUCUUGAAAAAUAAUAAUUACAAGAAUGUGAAUAUAAAAGAUCUAAUGUUUGUAAAAUAAAAUGUUUUUCUCUCCAAA
This is a messenger RNA of Girardinichthys multiradiatus, 2107 nucleotides long. RefSeq names its product sterol carrier protein 2a (gene scp2a). NCBI's taxonomy places the organism in Eukaryota, Metazoa, Chordata, Actinopteri, Cyprinodontiformes, Goodeidae. The record is from RefSeq and is a predicted model, not a curated record. The coding region runs from base 102 to 1727 and encodes 541 amino acids. Gene Ontology annotation, molecular function: acyltransferase activity, transferring groups other than amino-acyl groups. The transcript is spliced from 16 exons.